Molecule: messenger RNA, 1047 nt
Organism: Punctularia strigosozonata HHB-11173 SS5
Lineage: Eukaryota; Fungi; Basidiomycota; Agaricomycetes; Corticiales; Punctulariaceae
Product: SGNH hydrolase
Exons: 7
Coding region: 112-1047 (311 amino acids)
Molecular function (GO): hydrolase activity, acting on ester bonds
Source: RefSeq, a predicted model, not a curated record
CGUCUUGGAACCUGUAAUAAGGAUCCUAUCCCUCAUCUGCUGCCCUAUCCCAGUCCGAUCAACGUACAAGGGCUAGGAGCGCCCAGCUUCACUCGCCUCAUAUACGCUCCGAUGCAGAAAGUCAUAUCGACCUUGCCUCUUGUCGCGUCUCUCGCGGGACCAUUCGGCAACAUCAGGAAUAUUGCUACCUUCGGCGAUUCCUAUAGUGCUACAUCUCCCACUGCAACCGGCGGGACCGCUUGGCCGACUUACCUUGCCGGCUACGCCAAUCUGACACUCUUCUCCUUCGCUGUCUCCGGCGCAGCAUGCGACAAUAAUCUCACUCCGAAGACGACCCCGGACCUUCAAAGCGAAAUCAACACGUAUUUUGACCUCACAGCCAAUGGAUCCACUACGCUUGACCCCAGCGAGACGUUGUACACCCUAUGGAUAGGCACGAACGACGUCGGCGCAGGCGAGCUGCUGACAGGCCAGGCGACCUCUGGCGUCACCGUGGUGGACACAACCGAAUGCGCUAUCCAGUGGAUCAAGACCUUGUACGGAAGUGGUGCACGUAACUUCCUGUUCCAGAAUAUGAUACCCCUCGACUUGACAUCCAUAUACCAAGCAGACUCAUAUCCGGAUCACUACUGGUCCGCUCAGCGGAAUACCACAGAAUGGAACAUAUUCAUGAGAGAAUUGGUUGCUGCUGGCAAUGCCCUAUCCAAGCUCUUCAUCCAGCUGACGACGCCGAGCCUUGUCGGCGCAACCGUAGGUUACUUUGACACACACGCUCUUUUCAUGGACAUGUACAACAACCCUGCCCUCUACCUCAACGGCACCGCACCGCUGAAUGUCACUGGCUCCGUCGUCUCUUGCAUACUGCAAGUCAACGAAUCGACCAGUGAUCCAGGCGAUUGCACUGUCGCACAGGGUACUGACCGCGACAGUUUCUUAUUCUACGAUGAGGCGCAUCCUAGUGAACAAGCGGAUCGAGUCUUAGCAAGGGAAAUUGCAGAAGUGCUCAACGGGACUAGCGGACAAUGGCUAACAGUUUUUAAGGGAUAA